GAAACGUUGUCUGCUGCACCAUCUUUAGUGUCCAGCAGAGGGCAGCCUAUUCUCACUAAAAAUUUCAGAGCUCUGCUUUCCUUCAGGAACCUCCUUUCAGCAUUGAUUGUUUUCUUAGUGUCAAGAUUCCAAUGUAAUUUGAAAUCUGGGUUACAUUUCUUUAGAAGCUGUGUUCCUGCAUUGCAUUCUUAGAUUGCUAUCAUUGCAGAAAUUUCUGGAGAAAACCAUGCCCAUCACUUCUGAUCUCCAUCCCAACAGUGAUUGUCUGCAUGGUAGACAACUCACGCUCCGUCUCAACAGUAUUAAGAAAUUAUCAACAAUUGCUCUGGCACUUGGAGUAGAAAGGACUCGAACUGAGUUGCUGCCAUUCCUUACAGAUACAAUUUAUGAUGAAGAUGAAGUACUGUUAGCUCUUGCUGAGCAGCUGGGAAAUUUUACAGGCUUAGUGGGAGGACCUGACUUCGCUCACUGUUUGUUGCCUCCUCUGGAAAGUCUGGCGACCGUGGAAGAGACUGUGGUUCGAGACAAGGCUGUGGAGUCGCUGAGGCAGAUCUCCCAGGAGCAUACUACUGUUGCGCUGGAAGCGCAUUUUGUACCUCUGGUGAAACGCCUGGCGAGUGGGGAUUGGUUCACGUCUCGCACAUCUGCAUGUGGUUUGUUCAGCGUUUGCUACCCCAGGGCUUCAAAUGCUGUCAAAGCAGAAAUUAGACAGCAUUUCCGUUCCUUAUGCUCAGAUGAUACACCGAUGGUACGACGUGCUGCUGCUUCCAAAUUGGGUGAAUUUGCAAAAGUUCUGGAAUUAGACAGUGUGAAAAGCGAAAUUGUCCCAUUAUUCACUAAUCUAGCAUCAGAUGAACAGGAUUCAGUGCGCCUCCUAGCUGUGGAAGCUUGUGUCAGUAUUGCCCAGUUACUGUCUCAGGAAGACCUGGAGGCCUUGGUGAUGCCUACACUUCGACAAGCUGCCGAAGAUAAAUCCUGGCGAGUUCGCUAUAUGGUAGCUGACAAAUUUUCAGAGCUCCAGAAAGCUGUGGGUCCUAAAAUCACCCAAAGUGACCUCAUCCCCGCCUUUCAGAACCUGCUUAAAGACUGUGAAGCUGAAGUACGAGCAGCUGCUGCCCACAAAGUCAAAGAACUUUGUGAGAAUUUGCCUACUGAAGGUAGAGAGACCAUAAUUAUGAAUCAAAUUCUGCCUUAUAUAAAGGAAUUAGUAUCUGACACAAAUCAACAUGUCAAAUCGGCUCUAGCUUCUGUAAUUAUGGGAUUGUCUACCAUUCUGGGCAAAGAAAAUACCAUUGAACAUCUUCUACCUCUUUUUUUAGCUCAGUUAAAGGAUGAGUGUCCUGAAGUUCGUUUGAAUAUCAUCUCCAAUUUGGAUUGUGUAAAUGAAGUGAUCGGAAUUCGCCAGCUCUCUCAGUCUCUCCUUCCUGCCAUUGUGGAGCUGGCUGAGGAUGCCAAGUGGAGGGUCCGGCUGGCUAUCAUCGAGUAUAUGCCACUGCUGGCGGGCCAGCUGGGUGUGGAAUUCUUUGAUGAAAAGCUGAAUUCUUUAUGUAUGGCCUGGCUUGUGGACCAUGUGUAUGCCAUUCGUGAAGCUGCCACCAACAACCUCAUGAAACUAGUUCAGAAAUUUGGCACAGAGUGGGCUCAGAAUGCUAUCGUCCCCAAGGUGUUAGUGAUGGCAGAUGACCCUAAUUACUUGCAUAGAAUGACCACUUUAUUCUGCAUUAAUGCACUGUCUGAAGCCUGUGGUCAAGAAAUAACCACCAAGCAAAUGCUGCCCAUUGUAUUGAAGAUGGCGGGAGACCAGGUAGCAAAUGUCCGUUUCAAUGUGGCCAAAUCUCUACAGAAAAUUGGACCAAUUCUAGACACUGAUGCUUUGCAGGAGGAAGUUAAGCCGGUACUACAGAAAUUAGGUCAGGACGAAGAUAUGGAUGUCAAAUACUUCGCACAAGAAGCUAUAAGUGUGGUGGCUCAAAGGCUGAGGAAGCUAGAUUUUCCUGUGAAGGACAGUGACGAGCCCCGUGCCCCUGGGGCUGACAAGAACCGCUUCCUGAGACCCAGAGAGGACACUGGGAAGGCACAAAGAAACCGAGCGGCUCGGGUGGCUUCCAAGGAGGCAGUAGAGGCAGCCCAGUUUAGGGGUUCGGAUGCAGCCAAGGGACCAGCAUAUCAGUUUCAUGUAAAUACUAAAGACACACUUGCCCAACUGGAAACUGCAGAACUAGUGCAUUUUUCCCAAAGCAGAGACUAAUACCCCGGAUUAAAAAUGAACAUUAAAAAAUAAAGUACCACACAUAUUGCACUUUUUGUCAAAUGAAAUUUUUACCUCAUGGUCAUCUCACCAAAGUCUCUUCAGAGGAGCCUGGUUUACAAGAUAAUAAAGCUAAUGAUUAUUAUACAGUAGUGUACACACUGCUAAUGUGAAACAGACUGGAAAGAAAGUCAUAAUUUCAAAGUAGCCUCUCAAACAGGGCGCUAGGCCUUAGUGUUUCGUUAGUAUUGGGGAAGAGAAGACUCUCUAGGUGGGACAGAGAGGCAGCGGUGGAGGAAACCCCUGACUGACAGACAGAGCUGGCCUGAGCUGGCCUCGCUACUGACGCUUCAGUUAACACCGAUGGCUGUGGAAUUUGACUCUUGCUUGAAAAUAAAAAGGAAAUGCAAACCAGCGCUUACGACUCAGGCACAGCCCAGCAGUCCUGCUGUCCCAGCCCGGCCCUGCGCCUAUCAGCCCAGCGGACCUGGAGCUUCCCACUUCCCAGCUUGGGGUCCUGUGUCCUUCAGCAGCCUCCCCAUGCCUAACUGUCCGGCCUGCCUAACUGUCCGGCCGUAGCUCCUAGUUUUCUGGGCGAAGGGCGCAUGAUCUUUCAGGAGGGCAGGCACGUAUGUCUGUCUGUCACGGUGCCAUUCGACACGCUGAAAUGAGUGGCCAGCACUUUCAACCUGGAAGGCAUCUUAAUUUCAUGAGUAUUAUAGCUCUUCUCUAAUCCGGGAAACAUCCUCCUUCAUCCUAAACAAAUCAGCCCUGUUUUCCGUGGGCUUAUUUUGCAAAGACUUAAAACAGAUUAGAGAUCUUAAUGAAAGGAUCUCUUGAUAAUGUUAUUUCAUGAAAUCAUUCAUUUUAAGCAUGAGGAGGAACAAGCAACCCACCGAAGGAACAUCAUUCAUCCUGAAUUCUCACUGCGUGUGUUAAAUCACAAACGCUGGCAGUCCCCUACCCCACCCUUGCUGACACCCAGUGCCCAAGGCCACCCGGAGCCAGCAGCAAGGGCUGCUCAGGCUACCAGCUGGGGGCUGGGUGGCCAGGGCCGCAGCAGGCCUGCCAUGCUUUUCCUCGCCUGCCUGGACACUCACUACAGAGAGGAAAGGCAACUGAAGGUGUUUCUAGAUGCAGCAUCAGUGCAGUAGCUCUCUUCUUGUGCUUUAAGGAAGAUGCUUUGUGCUUAACACAUUCAUCUGCUGUUUGAAAAGCCAUUCAUAGGACAGAGUGAUCGCCUGUGAAUAAUACUGAAUUUGUAACACUUGGAUAUCCCUGUUCGAAUGACAGAUUACACGUUACUUCUAGGUGUACAGUUGACUAGCUGUAACAUCUAUAUUUUACUUACUUUGAUGAAUGAGUUGUAAGGGCUUUGUCUUACCCUCGUAAUAUCACCUGUUGGGCAGAUGAGCUGCUUAAAUGGUUAACACAUCUGUGGCUUUUUGCAUAUUGCUAUAAUACUUGAACAUUUCACUGCAAGUCAAAACUUCAAGGAAAUUAAGAAUGCGACUCCCACAUGGUGGAAAACAAACUCCGGAGUGACUUUGGAUCUAGCAUUGACAUACAUGGGCAACUUGGUGUCUACAGAGAAGAAAGAAUUAAAGCAUGAUCGGGGGAAGGCACAGCACUACCACUUCACAUGGGAGAGAAAAGUUCAUUUUUCUUGCCCUUAAAAUUUCUAAGCCCUAUAUGAAACUGUCCAAAUAUACAAAGCUGAAGAAACUACUAGCAACAUAUAGUGUAAAGUCAAAGUAGUUAUUACAUUUAAAAAGAGACACUCGGUCCUCCAGAGACCAACUGUCCCAAACCACAAGUCUCCACAAAGGCCGCAGGAAGAGCCUGUCUCCCCGGCUCAGGGCUGGUGCCUCGGCCGUGUCUCCCCAGUUGCCACCGUGGCUGGUGGUUUCUUGCCAGCUGAUCCCACAGGCGGCCUCUCACACGCUGGCCCCGUGGCCCAGGGCACCUUCCAGAGAGGUGUGUCGUAUGCUGCCACUCUCGGGGUCAGCCCCAGCUGUCGCUAGGGACCCCCGAAACACAGCUCACACGCCACUGCUUUGCAGUGGUCUUGGGGACAGCUCGCACCAGCAGCUUAGAACUUAAGGUUCAGUGACUAAGUACAACUUUCCUUUAUAUCCCGUGCUUCAAAUUUCAGUAUGUAUUCUUGGCUUGCCUUAAAGUAACACACUGUUGCUUGGUUUCAGUGAAAGAUGUAUUGCCUUUUUUUGCCCACACAGAAUGGCACGUAUUUCCUCUUUCACAAGGUUCCCCGCAGAAUGAACUGGUGCAGUUCUCUUAAGGCCCAGGUCUGGGUAUCUUCUGCUAAACACAUUUGUCGGUGCGUCCCACAGAGCUUGAACCAUCCGACCUAAGUGCGUGACCUUCAGCCUACAACUAUGUUCCAGCACUUGCCAUGGAAAACUGUGGUGGGGCCCGCUGAUUCCAGUUGGGCGACUUGACUUUUCCCCAUGAGUGAGAGGGCAGGAGGAAAAUAAGCUUCAAAUGUGUAAGGGUGGAACAGAAACAGAAAUGCAUUCUU
Molecule: messenger RNA, 4787 nt
Organism: Condylura cristata (star-nosed mole)
Lineage: Eukaryota; Metazoa; Chordata; Mammalia; Eulipotyphla; Talpidae
Gene: PPP2R1B
Product: protein phosphatase 2, regulatory subunit A, beta
Exons: 17
Coding region: 227-2248 (673 amino acids)
Biological process (GO): protein dephosphorylation
Cellular component (GO): cytoplasm; protein phosphatase type 2A complex
Molecular function (GO): protein phosphatase regulator activity; protein binding
Source: RefSeq, a predicted model, not a curated record